Parastagonospora nodorum SN15 is the source of this 318-nucleotide messenger RNA. RefSeq lists its product as hypothetical. The transcript has 2 exons. The record is from RefSeq and is a predicted model, not a curated record. NCBI's taxonomy places the organism in Eukaryota, Fungi, Ascomycota, Dothideomycetes, Pleosporales, Phaeosphaeriaceae. Bases 1 to 318 code for a protein of 105 amino acids.
AUGGUCGAUGUGGUUAGCGAAGCAGGGCCCUCGCAUACAUGCAUCCUUCACAAAUUUGCCACUGAAACCUUCGUUGCCAUCGUGGCUAUUGAUAUUACGCCUAUGCUGUAUCCCAGGACUGCAUGGGGCCUGCUUUGGGAAGACGCACGCAAGACCCAAAAACCUGGCUUCCGUCUCUGUCACGGCACGCGACCAUAUGGACGGGACAACUUCUCAUGGCGGAUGCAUGAUGCCAUGCUCUAUCUGGUCGAGAGCGACAGACGGUUUGCCAAAUUGAUCGAUCUGGAGGCGGCUGUAAUCUGCUUUUCCUAUCUGUGA